Molecule: messenger RNA, 3158 nt
Organism: Drosophila melanogaster (fruit fly)
Lineage: Eukaryota; Metazoa; Arthropoda; Insecta; Diptera; Drosophilidae
Gene: Pink1
Product: PTEN-induced putative kinase 1
Exons: 6
Coding region: 604-2769 (721 amino acids)
Biological process (GO): response to stress; regulation of protein metabolic process
Cellular component (GO): mitochondrion; cytosol; synapse
Molecular function (GO): protein serine/threonine kinase activity; ATP binding; protein kinase activity
Source: RefSeq, marked reviewed
CGCCUUGCUGUUUCUAAAUUAUUCCGUUGUUUUUAUCGUAAAUUCUUGCACACUUAGCUAUUAUUUUAUAGCGAAAUAUAAGCAAAGCAAGCUUUUAAACAAGUGUUUAUUGCGGCGCACAUUUUCCGUGACAAAUGAAAAGAUCCAGCUGACCAGCGAUUAUCUAACGACCAAAUCGAAUCGAAACGAAACGUUGAAGUAGGCGCAUUACAUUAAAAAUUGGCUGCCAGUCUAGCCCACACAGAUAUCGAAAAAGGCGAUAUAUCUUUGGAUAAUCAUUGCAAAAAUAAACCCUUUCGAUUCGACGAUUUCGCCUUGUAGUUCUGCCACCACCGCCCCCACACUUCGCCCCGCAGCUGCACCACAACCACCACCACCCACAAACAGAAAAUUUAUUUGCGACGCAAAAACAAAACAAUCGAAUCGAAACGAACCGAACCGAAACGAAACGACAGCAGCUGUUUGGUUAUAAAUCGGCGCUAUCGAUCGCACACAUGAGCAAAAUUGGCGGAGAAGAAGAGGAAGCAGCAGCAAGAGUUAAGCACCACAAAUCUUAAAGAAUAGUUGCAGGCACUAGGAGCCGAGGUCUUUGCGGGCCGAAAGAUGUCUGUGAGACUGCUGACCGUGCGACUGAUCAAACAUGGUCGCUACAUUUUGCGCAGCUAUUGUAAACGUGAUAUACACGCCAACAUUUUGGACCAGAAUCAAUUGAAGACAAGAAGCAAGCGAGGCUUUCCCCUACCCUCCACCGCUGCCAAUGUGCUGCGGACAACGCCCCAGCAGGCGGCCAAAUCGGUGGUCAAUGUAGUGCCCCGCACCAUCAACUCCCCGUCGGGAUCACCGUUUAAUGGCAGCGGCAGUAGCCCCACCAGCAGCAGUGGAAUCUUCCGAGUGGGCCAGCAUGCGCGCAAAUUGUUCAUCGACAACAUCCUCAGCCGGGUGACCACCACCUACUCGGAGGAUCUGCGCCAGCGCGCUACCCGCAAGCUAUUCUUUGGCGAUUCAGCGCCCUUCUUCGCCCUGAUUGGCGUUAGUCUGGCCUCCGGAUCGGGUGUGCUCAGCAAGGAGGAUGAACUGGAGGGCGUGUGCUGGGAGAUUCGGGAGGCAGCUAGCCGGCUGCAGAACGCCUGGAAUCACGACGAGAUCUCCGAUACGCUAGACAGCAAGUUCACCAUCGAUGACUUGGAAAUCGGUCCGCCCAUAGCCAAAGGUUGUGCCGCUGUCGUCUAUGCAGCGGAUUUCAAGAAAGAUGUUGCCUCGGAUGGUGCAUCCCUGCAUACCGAUGCGCAGCCGCAGGCAACGCCAGCCUUUGCGCCGAAUAGCUGGAGUACCCACGAGAUGAUGUCGCCGCUGCAGAACAUGUCGCGCUUUGUUCACAACUUUGGCGGCUCUGUGGACAACGUCUUCCACUACAGCCAGCCAUCUGCGGCCAGUGAUUUCGUGGGCGCCCAGUCGAGGGAACAGGACCAGCGGCACCACGAGCAACAGCAGCAUCAGAAUCAGGAACAAGAGCAGCAUCAGAACCAGGAGCCCAGCAGCAGUGCCUUCAAUGUGACUUCUCCAGCGAAUUCAAACAUCAACAGCUCUGUGGACAGUUAUCCACUGGCACUCAAAAUGAUGUUCAACUACGACAUCCAGAGCAACGCUCUGUCCAUACUGCGUGCCAUGUACAAGGAGACGGUACCGGCACGCCAGCGCGGCAUGAAUGAGGCCGCCGAUGAGUGGGAACGUUUGCUGCAGAAUCAAACUGUUCACCUGCCGCGGCAUCCGAACAUUGUCUGUAUGUUUGGCUUCUUUUGCGACGAGGUGCGCAACUUUCCCGAUGGCCAUCUCCUGUAUCCGGUGGCGCAGCCGCAACGCAUCAAUCCACAGGGCUAUGGCCGCAAUAUGUCGCUGUAUCUGCUGAUGAAACGCUACGAUCACAGUCUUCGCGGCCUGCUCGAUAGCCAGGAUCUGAGCACGCGCAAUCGCAUCCUGCUGCUGGCUCAAAUGCUCGAGGCUGUCAACCAUUUGAGCCGUCACGGCGUUGCCCAUCGUGACCUAAAGUCUGAUAAUGUGCUAAUCGAGCUGCAGGACGAUGCGGCGCCGGUGCUAGUGCUCUCCGACUUUGGCUGUUGUCUGGCGGACAAGGUGCAUGGCCUGCGCCUGCCGUACGUUUCGCACGACGUCGACAAGGGCGGCAAUGCGGCGUUGAUGGCGCCAGAGAUCUUCAAUACGAUGCCCGGUCCGUUUGCCGUACUCAAUUAUGGCAAGGCCGAUCUGUGGGCUUGCGGUGCCCUGGCUUACGAAAUCUUUGGCAACCGCAAUCCGUUCUAUUCGAGCAGCGGUGGGAUGGCGCGCGAACGCGGUGAGAUGACGCUUUCGCUGAGGAACAGCGAUUACCGACAGGACCAAUUGCCGCCAAUGAGCGAUGCUUGCCCGCCGCUGCUGCAACAGCUGGUCUACAACAUCCUCAAUCCCAACCCGUCCAAGCGGGUCAGUCCGGAUAUUGCGGCAAAUGUGGUGCAGCUGUUCCUCUGGGCCCCAUCCAAUUGGCUUAAGGCGGGCGGCAUGCCCAACAGUCCGGAGAUCCUACAGUGGCUCCUUUCGCUGACCACUAAGAUUAUGUGCGAGGGUCGUCCACAGAUGGGCGCCGGAUUGAUGCCAGUGGCCAGCUGUGGCAAUAGGCGCGCCUAUGUGGAGUACCUGCUCAUAUGCAGCUUUCUGGCACGCGCCCGGCUGCGUCGCAUUCGCGGCGCCCUCAACUGGAUCCAGAAUGUGGUGGCGUAGGAGAAAAGCCUUCUACUUGUUACUCUGAGAAAAUCAAAUGGAAAAGCGUGUGAUACCUAUAUUUUACAUAUGUAUUUAUAAAUGAAAUCAAAAUUAACGCCAAAAGCACGCCUCCGGUACAAUAAUUAUUGACCCUCCUGAUCUUUCUGAUUCUUCAGCUUCUGCAUUUUCGCCACCAGCGCCUCCUGUUUGACCAAACUCCUGUCGAGCUUUUCCAUCACCUGCCUGAUCAUAAUUUGGAGUUCCGCAAGAUGUUUCUCCCAGGCCACAUUCUGCUCCUCCAGCUCGAUAAGCUUAUAGAGAUUGGCCUCGUUUGAGUCUUCGAUGUUGUCUAUAGCCUGAUCCAGGCUAUCCUCGGCGUCCAACUUGUUUGGAUUUUGUGGGGGAUG